Trifolium pratense (red clover) is the source of this 1161-nucleotide messenger RNA. Its product is annotated as GDSL esterase/lipase CPRD49-like. The transcript has 7 exons. Bases 1 to 822 code for a protein of 273 amino acids. The record is from RefSeq and is a predicted model, not a curated record. Gene Ontology annotation, molecular function: hydrolase activity, acting on ester bonds. Lineage: Eukaryota; Viridiplantae; Streptophyta; Magnoliopsida; Fabales; Fabaceae.
AUGAGAGCCCAAGCCCUUCCAAAGAAUGCCAUUGAGCAGCCAUCGUUGGUAAUUGUGUACUUCGGUGGUAAUGAUUGUAUUCCUCCACAUCCAAGUGGCCUUGGUCCUCAUGUACCAUUAGGGGAAUACAUAGAAAAUAUGACGAAAAUUGCUAUCUAUAUAAAGGCGGAUAUAAUUUUGCGGGGAUACGCUAGUUGGAAUUCAAGACGUGCUCUCCAAAACGUGGAUAAAAUUUUUCCAAAGAAUGCCAUUGAGCAACCAUCGUUGGUAAUUGUGUACUUCGGUGGUAAUGAUUGUAUUCCUCCACAUCCAAGUGGCCUUGGUCCUCAUGUACCAUUAGGGGAAUACAUAGAAAAUAUGAGGAAAAUUGCUAUCUAUAUAAUGAGUCUCUCACAUAAGACUCGGAUUAUAUUUCUUAGUAAUCCUCCAAUCAAUGAGGAACUAAUCAAGAGCAAAAGUGACAAAUUUGGGUUACCACCAAGGACAAAUGAAGUAAUUCGAAUAUAUUCAGAAGCAUGUUUAGAUCUAUGUCGCGAGAUGAAAAUCAAGGCUAUUGAUAUGUGGUCUGCAAUUCAGAAAAAAGAUGAUUGGAAAAAUGUUUGUCUCAUGGAUGGAAUUCAUCUAUCAACCGAGGGGAGUGAAAUAUUGAGAAAAGAGAUAUUGAAAGUUCUCAAAGAAGCAGAAUGGGAACCAAGUCUAUAUUGGAAGUCAAUGGCAGUUGAUUUUGGAGAAGAUUCACCAUAUGAUAUUGUUUCUCCAGAUGGAAAGGGAACUAUUAAUUUCUCUGACUUUCCGUUUCCUGAAGGAGUAGAGUGGGACUAGACGGAAGCAGAUUUCACGCUGUAAUAUUCCACACAGUUUUCACACAGUUCUGAAUGUGGACCGUCCGAUAUGUUAUGUAUGGUUGUGAUUGUUUUGAUGGAUUUUACAACUGAUUUUAUCAGAACCGUCUGAUCAACAAGCAAUGACCAAGAUUGAAACUGCGUGAAAACUGUGUGGUUUUAUAACUGUAGCAAAUCCAGAUCCGGACUAGACUUACGUGCCGUAAAAUCCCUAGGUAAUAAUAAUUGAAUAAAAUGCUACAAUCCUAAUGGAAAGAAAACUAUUUGAUCAUGCAUGGUUUUUCACCAUUUGAGUAAUGAAAUUUGAUUGUAAUUUAAA